Messenger RNA from Colias croceus (clouded yellow), 760 nucleotides. RefSeq lists its product as uncharacterized. The transcript has 3 exons. The record is from RefSeq and is a predicted model, not a curated record. Lineage: Eukaryota; Metazoa; Arthropoda; Insecta; Lepidoptera; Pieridae. The coding region runs from base 111 to 656 and encodes 181 amino acids.
CAGAUCACAAUAAUUCAUUUGAAGUAAAGCACGUAUUAUUACAUACUGUUCGAUCCUUAGCCGUAAUAUUAUAUGCAAAUAAAUAAAUCAGAAUAUAUAGUGAUCAAACAAUGGUAUUAAAAGUUUGUGAUGUUGUGUUUGUGUUAUGUGUUAUAGUGUCUGACGUUGCGAAUGUGCAACCACGAAGAGUCCACAAAAUAGUUAACAACGAUAUCAAAAAUGACAUUAAGGUUUUUAAAAUCCCUACGAGUUUACAAGACGGAACUAGCAUAACUUUGUUUGGGAAAAUAAAGUUUUCUGAAACGUUACAAGUGGAUUUAAUAUCAAAAACAAUGAGCGAAAAUAUUUGCAGUAUCAUAUUCAGCCCAAAGGAUGGAAAAAUCGUUGCUUUGUCGCAAACUCUUAUCUUACACGACAGUACAUAUAAUAUAAGCCAAAUAACAGUUUCGGAGUUUGUAACAUUUACCAUAAGAUGGAUAGCGACAUCAAGAAUUUCUUCACGUUCUGACAUAAUCUCAAUACUAUUCGAAAGCAACGAGGCGGGUGAAACUUUUAUCGAACAAUGUGAAUUUGAAUCAUUGAGCCACUUGGAGGAAAUCAACGUAAUAGGCUCUGCACACAUUCAAAGACUGAGCUUUGAUUUUAAAGAACAGUAAUGCUCAACAAUUAGUGAUCUUAAAAAGACAAUGAAGUGAUAAAACCUCUAGUCAUAUUUGAACUUUGUUAAGUUGUUAAUAAAAUGUCAUAUUAUAUAACUUUA